AAAAAAACCAGUUGGGUGUAUUUACAUUUAUCGUUCAGAUAAAGUGGGACAUGGACAGAAAGACAAUAGAGCAUGAUUAUUGGAGGGUUUUUAAGGUGAAGUUCUUAACGGAUUAUAAGAAUUUGACUCUUAACUUUUAACUAAAAAAACUAAGAACCGACUCUUAAAUAAAAGAGACAUGUUCUUAUAUUCCGCUAAGAAAUCCAUCCUAAUAAAUGAUUCUUAGCUUUUUUAGUUAAAAAUUAAAAGACAGAUUCUUAUAUUCCGCUAAGAGAACCUUCCAAUAAUCAUGCUCUUAUGACCCUUCGUGCCUCUACGAUUUUUAAAUCUGUUUAUGUUUGGGAGAUUCUUUAAUUCUAACAUGAAAAUACAAAUUUUAGCCUUAAAAUUUUUGAAAUCCUAAUUUCAAUAAUAAAAUUAAUAUUAAAUCCAACCUGCAUGUUUUAUAUCCAUGUCCCAAUUGAUAAGACAACUGUAGCAUUAACAUAUAAAAUAUAUAUUUUUCUUCUGAACAACUAAAAUAUAAAAUAUAUAAACAUUUAAUUAAUAUUAUUGUGUACUUUUCAUUUCAGAGUUUCAAACUUGUUGGAUGGCAGACAAAUAAACCCCACAAAACAAAUAAAGAAAAAAAAAAUACAAGAGUUAGCAGAAGAACAACCAACAACAGCUGUCCCUUUCCUCUCUCUAAAAAAGGAUAUCAACAAAUCCUAUAUUAGGAAAGCAAAGAAACAAUUAAAGUAAGCUUCGUUUUGUAAACUUGUUUUUAAACUUAUAUAUAUAUAUUUUAAAACUUAGUUAUAGGUUUUUUUUUCCUCUUUCGCACUCUCUCUCGCUGCAUUAUUGCAGCAGCAGGCAGCAGCCCCUCUUGUUGUCGACUUGUUUCCAUUAUCUCUCGCAAAAGAAAAUCCAUCUUCUCUCUUUCUGACUUGUCCAUUUUUGUAUAUUUCGUUUUUUUCUUUUGCGGUUUCUUCUACUGACUACUGGUUGGUGCAUGGAUUUGGUAAGAUUGCUCAACGUUCAAUUACCGCACCUUUUUUAACCGAUAAUUUAUGAUUAUGAAUAACAUGUUUCAUCUUUCUUUAAUCUUUCUCUUUUUUUUUUUUGAACUUUCUCCUUUUUGCAUUUUUAAAUUCUUGCGGAGGAUGUUAGUAAUUUUAUGAUGAAGUGAAACAUAAAACUGAAAGUUAUAUAUUUUUCUUGUUUUUUUUUUCGUUCCUUUUUUCUUUUUUUUUUUGAUCAAAAAAAAAAAAAAAAAAAGAUCUGUUCUAGUUGUACAUUUCUGCACUUCCCAUUACCUUUUUCAAUACGAUAAGCUUUGCCCCUUUUUGGUAAUUUGUAAUUAACUGUAGUCAAAACAGAAAAUUGGAAAUAAUAAUUGUGUUUUUCAACUGAAAAUUAAAAAAGAGUUUUUUUUUUGUGUUUUUCUUGAAAUUACACACCUUUGUGUUUCCCAGCAUCAAAAUGACUAGGGUUUCAUGUUUGAAAGUUGAUUUUUUCUGUUCCUUUCUUAAACCUCGUUGUCAGUUUAGAUCAACAGGACCAAAAGAAGAAAUCUUGAGACUGUAGUUUCUUUUUUUUUUUUUUUUUUGAGACUGUGGUUUCGUUUUAUAGUGAUUGAUAAGAAGAAAAAAACAAACACAAUCUUUAAAUGGACUGGAACUUCAAACUCAGCUCCGGUUCUUUACCCCAUUUCGAUCAAGAAUCUGUACCGGAUUUAACUCCAAUAGAUGGGUCAUCAUCAUCACCAAGAUUGGAGCCAAAAGGAGAGUUCUCAUUUGAUCUAAAACUAGGUAGGAACAUCGGAAACUCCUCCUCUGCUUUUGGUAAUACAGAACAAGUGACAUGUCUAAGUAAGUGGAAAGAGACUACUGCCUUUCCCAAACCAGAAGCUUCAAGAAACUCUGGUUCGUCCAAAAGGACAAGAGGGAAUGCUACUGAAAACAACCAGAUCCCGUUUUGUCUUGUUGAUGGAUGUGAUUCUGAUUUUAGUAACUCUAGAGAGUAUCAUAAAAGACAUAAGGUCUGUGAUGUCCAUUCUAAAACUCCUGUGGUUACAAUCAGUGGUCAAAAACAGAGGUUUUGUCAACAGUGCAGCAGGUUUCAUGCUUUGGAAGAGUUUGAUGACGGGAAGAGAAGUUGUAGGAAACGUCUUGAUGGACACAAUCGUAGAAGACGGAAGCCUCAGACCGACCACAUCGCUCCUCCUGCACACUUCUUCCAAGGUAGCAAAUUGGUGGAGUUUCCUGGCGCUUCACAUGUGUUUCCAACUACAUCUGUUGCGACCUCGAGCUGGGGAAACGGUCUUGUGAGCGAAGCUAUGGCCAAUGGUUCGAGUUACGGGCAGAACCAGAGCUAUGCUGGUUCUUCUCCUGCAAAGACCGGCAUUAUGUUCCCAGACUCUUCUUCUCUAAAUAGCACAGGGAAACAGUUCCCUUUCUUGCAAGAAGAAGAGAGCUCGAGAACAGCAUCCUUGUGUGAGAGAAUGACGAGUUGCACGCAUGACUCUGAUUUUGCUCUCUCUCUUCUGUCAUCAUCUUCCUCGUCAAUACCACUUUCUUUGUCCCAAGAAGCAGUAGAUACGGUUUUUUACAGGCCCGCAUUGUUUGAGAAUGUAAGUGCAGUCUCUGAUGGGUCAGUUACAUCCGGUAAUGAGGUUGUGGCUCUUCCACAAAUGUUUCCGUUUCACUGGGAGUAGUAGUAGAUAGAUUGAACCAGAGAGAUGUGUGUAAGGGUCUCUUUCUCUAUUUUCUUCUCUUCCUCUCUAAUUUCUCAUGUUCUUCAUCUUGUUAAAUGCUGAACUGUUGGUGUAUAAUGACAGUCAAUUAGUUGA
Molecule: messenger RNA, 2830 nt
Organism: Brassica napus (rape)
Lineage: Eukaryota; Viridiplantae; Streptophyta; Magnoliopsida; Brassicales; Brassicaceae
Product: squamosa promoter-binding-like protein 13A
Exons: 3
Coding region: 1649-2695 (348 amino acids)
Cellular component (GO): nucleus
Molecular function (GO): DNA binding
Source: RefSeq, a predicted model, not a curated record